This is a messenger RNA of Penicillium odoratum, 1710 nucleotides long. Its product is annotated as putative ribosomal assembly complex component Ipi3. Gene Ontology annotation, cellular component: nuclear pre-replicative complex. The record is from RefSeq and is a predicted model, not a curated record. The transcript is spliced from 2 exons. Lineage: Eukaryota; Fungi; Ascomycota; Eurotiomycetes; Eurotiales; Aspergillaceae. Gene Ontology annotation, molecular function: protein binding. The coding region runs from base 1 to 1710 and encodes 569 amino acids. Gene Ontology annotation, biological process: DNA-templated DNA replication; rRNA processing.
AUGAUUUCAGAAUCCUUCAUAGCGGCGACGCUGUCAUCCGCUAAAACUCCGACCGCCACUCUGCGCGAUGUCGGCAUUUGCGUGCAUGAAUUCCAGCCUGCGCCUCAGCUAAGAUCCACUUUCAAGAAGAGCUCAACCACACCCAAUUGCUUGGCUGUGAGUCCGUCGCAUAUUUUCUCGGCACAGGCUGAUAAGGCCGUCGUUCAUGUGUACAGUCGGGAAAAGGGAAAUCAGGAGGCUUUGAUACCAUUUCCAGAGCGGAUCCGCAGCAUUGCUGUUGUCGGAGCCAAACAUGGUGAUGUGCUAGUCCUUGGCACGGAGGGAGGUCGUUUGAUUCUUUGGGAGACAUGCACAGGACGUCAAGUAGCCACCACGGCCUCUCACCUGCAGCCGGUCACCUCGCUUGUCGUCGACCCCACCUCCAACUUCAUUCUGUCGGGCUCCGCUGAUGCCAGCAUACACGUCUGGUCUUUACCUGGUAUCCUAUCUUUCUCCAAGCCCGCUCAAAGCCAAAACCGACAGCCACCAAACUCUCCCAUUCGGACCUUCUCCAACCACCGUGCCGCUAUUACAUCUCUGGCUGUCGGACAUAGCAAUGGGCGGAACAACAUUGCGGUUUCGACAGCGAAAGAUAAUACCGCUAUUGUGUGGGACUAUAACACUGGAAACGUUUUGCGAACAUACCUCCUCCCAUACUCGGCGACUUGUCUAGCUCUGGAUCCUGUGGAUCGAGCUGGCUACGUUGGAUACGAGGAUGGUAGCGUACAAUCAAUCGACUUCUACCGCAACGGCUCAGUACAGAAUCCCCUCCAUGACUCCUCCUUACAAUCCACCCCCGCCCAAGUGUCUGCCGAAGACCGAUGGCUUCCUCCAUCUGCGGAAUCUGGUGCUACUCGGGCCCUCAUUCUUUCGUACGAUGGUACUACACUGUUGUCUGCACACGACGGCGGCAAGGUUCUAUCAUGGAAUAUCGCGCGCAGAAAGUUCGCGACCACUGUUGCUGACUACACACACCCUGUGACCAAUCUGGUCUCCCUUCCCCUACAUGGCCUGUCAAACUCCUCACAGGAGCCGAUUCGCACCCUUCACACCAUCGUCAAGCCCCGUCAUGACGGUGCGCUCUCGGGCCCUUCUCAUGCUCCUGGUGCUGUUCCAACAGCAUAUGCUUUCCACACCCACCUGACCGCCCCCUCACAUCUCCGAUCCCGCCAGUCCUCCCAGUUCUCGCAAGCCCUCACCCAUUCUGCCUUUCCCAACUCCAUGAUUGAGGAGGGUCUCGCUGAGCUGGCUGCCCUCCGACAACCGGGCGCUGAAGUUGCCCGUGUCACUUCUACAGCCUCGGUGGUUCCUGACACCUCAGUUGACGCCCAAGACAGUCGCGUUGCCGAGCUGGAGGCCGAAAUUGCUUUGCUGAAGAAAAAAGACGCAGUCAAUGACAAGACUCGGCACACUACCACAGAAGAGGUUGUGAAGCUGCGCUCGGACCUCGCCCACCUGCAAGAUUACAUCAACGAGAUGCAUGAAAAGCAGGAGGCAUCUCAGCGUGACAAGGUGCAGCGGCAAGCAAGGAAGGAAGCUCGUGAAACCAAAAAACGGGAAGCAUGGUUCGCUGCCGAAGGAAAAGGGCGCAAUGGUGAUGCAGUGAUGAAGAAGAUGGAAGUUGAUGACGGCAUGUUGACCAGCGACACGGAUGAUCAGAGCGACGAGUAG